AUGUGGAGCAGUGAAAUCGUCACCGAUCCGCAUCUUUUCGUCGAAGGAGCCUCGCCGAAUGAUGUCACACAGGGUAUCCUCGGGAAUUGCUGGUUUGUGAGCGCAUGUUCAGCUCUCACUCACAACACCGCUCUCUUGGAUAAGGUGAUCCCGAAUUCGAAUAAACAAGAAGUGGGGCCCGGGCAAUACCUAUUCGGGAUUGUUUCGAUUUCGUUUCUGGCGCUUUGGCAAUUGGAUGGAAGUGGUGGUGGA
Messenger RNA from Mesorhabditis belari, 252 nucleotides. Lineage: Eukaryota; Metazoa; Nematoda; Chromadorea; Rhabditida; Rhabditidae. The record is from the annotation of a GenBank genome assembly.